Molecule: messenger RNA, 1512 nt
Organism: Closterium sp. NIES-65
Lineage: Eukaryota; Viridiplantae; Streptophyta; Zygnematophyceae; Desmidiales; Closteriaceae
Source: the annotation of a GenBank genome assembly
AUGGAGGCUUGCACUGCCGUUAAGGCCUGCUCUGCCUCUCUGGCACCGUGCCGCGGACAGCAGGUGUCGUCUGCUUCUAAGAUCGAGCUGACGACCUCUUUCCUGCCUGCACCCUCACGAAGCCAUGGCCUUAUGGCCGCCAGAAAAGCGGCCAGCACGCCCCGCCGUGUAGUGUCGCCGUGUGCAAAAGUGCGGGAGAUUUUCAUGCCGGCGCUGAGCUCGACCAUGACGGAGGGCAAGAUCGUUGCCUGGUCGAAGAGCGAAGGCGAUCAGCUGUCGAAGGGCGAGAGCGUUGUGGUGGUGGAGUCGGAUAAGGCGGACAUGGACGUCGAGACCUUCUACGAUGGGAUCCUCGCCGCUAUCCUUGUCGACGAGGGUGAGAUGGCUCCUGUGGGCUCAGCCAUCGCGGUGCUGGCUGAAUCCGAGGACGAGCUCGACGCCGCCAAGGCUGCAGCAGCGAAGAUCAAGGGGGGUUCUUCCUCUGCUCCUGCCGCUGCUGCUCCUGCUGCCCUUGCUCCUGUCGAAUCUGCCGCUCCUCCCCCUCCCGCCCCUGCCGCCCGGGCGGCAUCUGCUCCUGCUGCUGCGGUGGUGUCGACGCACCCAGCGGCAGCGGGCGGUCGCAUUGUGGCCACUCCCUAUGCGAAGAAGCUGGCAAAGGAGCUCAAGGUGAACCUGGCAACGGUUGUCGGAUCAGGGCCGCUGGGUCGCAUUGUUGCCUCUGAUGUGGAAGCUGCUGCCGCAGCACCCGCAGUGGUAGCUGCCCCAGUUGUUGCUGCUGCUCCUACCGCUCCUGCUGCUGCUGCUCCGCCGGCAGCUGCACCAGCUGGGCCCGCGGUGGUGCCUGGGAGCACGGUGGCGUUCAGUGGCAUGCAGGCUGCAGUGGCUCGCAACAUGGAGGCGAGCCUCGCCGUGCCCACGUUCCGCGUGGGCUACACCAUCACCACGGACGCCCUCGACGCGCUCUACAAGCAGAUCAAGGGCAAGGGCGUCACGAUGACCGCGCUGCUGGCCAAGGCAGUGGCCAUGGCUCUGGCUCAGCACCCCACGGUGAACGCCAGCUGCCGGGACGGAGGCAGCUUCGUGUUCGCGCCCAGCAUCAACGUGUGCGUGGCCGUCGCCAUGGACGGCGGGCUCAUCACUCCCGUACUGCAGGACACGGAUAAGAUGGACAUCUACACGCUGUCCCAAAAGUGGCGUGAGCUGGUGCAGAAGGCCAGGGAAAAGAGACUCAGCCCUGCAGAAUACCAAACAGGCACCUUCACUCUUUCCAACCUCGGAAUGUACGGUGUGGAUCGCUUCGAUGCCAUUCUGCCACCUGGCCAGGGUGCCAUCAUGGCUGUUGGCGCUUCUCGCCCCAAGGUGGUUGCUCUGCCCAAUGGCAUGUUUGCUGUGCGGAGGCAGAUGCAGGUGAAUGUCACUGCUGAUCAUCGGAUCAUCUAUGGUGCUGAUCUGGCAGCCUUCCUGCAAACGUUGGCUCAAAUUAUUGAGAAUCCAAAGGAUCUCACUUUCUAG